Molecule: messenger RNA, 2485 nt
Organism: Pelobates cultripes (western spadefoot toad)
Lineage: Eukaryota; Metazoa; Chordata; Amphibia; Anura; Pelobatidae
Source: the annotation of a GenBank genome assembly
CGAAUGCUGCCCUUACAUAUAGAGCUCCUCCCUGCUGGCACCAUGUAGUGCUGUCUGAGAGCUGCUGGAGUGAUGGCUGCGCGUACUGUCUAUGAGUUCUCCGCCCGCCUGCUUGGCUCAGGGGAGAUCCUCAACUUCUCCCGCUUCAAGGGGCAAGUGCUGCUCAUAGAGAAUGUAGCAUCGCUCUGAGGGACGACGGUUCGGGAUUACACCCAGAUGAGCCGUCUGCAGAGCACACACGGCCCCAACGGGCUGCAAGUGCUCGGCUUUCCCUGCAACCAAUUCGGACACCAGGUAAGGGAUGCCGGGAGUAUGGCGGAUGGGUGAUGUGUGACAGGGUUAAUGUAUUAAUGAUAAAUGAAAUAAUCAUUUUGGGGACUGGGAGUCUUUUUUUUUUUAAUAGUUACCGGUGUACUUUUAUGUAACUGUUUGAGUCCUCUAACAUUUCUUAUAUUGCAGCAGUGUUUGUUUUAUUAACCAUACAGUACAUAGGUGUGCUUCUCCCUAACUAUCAUGGCCACUAGAGCUGCAGUGAAAUGUAAUGCCUUUAACUUUCAUGGAUCAGACUGAUGGGAGUUGGCAGAAUCUUGACUGUUGUGCAGCACUGUUAAUGGUUCAAAUGUGAUAUCUAGUACUUGUUGUUAUUUCACACCAGGUCUAAGUUGUUGGGUUGGAUUUUGGUGGGUAAAUGAUAUUUACCUGAAGGUUUUUACACUCCUUUGACUUUUUUUUUUUUUUUUCACUUCCAGACAAACGCACUUGUACUCUUAUGCGUGUCUGAGAGCAUUUUUAUCGGAGAUCUAGUGGAUCUCUCAUAGACCUUCUCACAUGCCUAAUCAAAUGUGUUGGUGGUGAAAGGUCUAUCCCACACACAGCCUGGUGUUUCUGUAACAAUAGAGUCCCUACUGUCUCAUGUAUCAUUUAGGUUGAAUUGAAAUUUCUAAGAUGGUCUUAGUGCAGUGCCAUUUCAAUGUCAAUCAAAUUGCCCUCAGUAUAUUUAAGCAUACAUGUUGUAGUUGUAAUUCUCCAUACAAAUCCCAAUCUUUAUUUAAUGCAGGAGAAUUCCAACAACCAGGAGAUCUUGAACUCUCUGAAGUAUGUCCGACCCGGAGGUGGAUACGAGCCCAAUUUCCCAAUAUUUGAGAAGUGCGAGGUCAACGGUGAAAAAGAGCAUCCCCUCUUCACCUUCCUGAAAGAGCAACUUCCGUAUCCCAGUGACGAUUCUGUGUCUCUCAUGGUGGACCCCAAGUGCAUUAUCUGGUCUCCGGUGAGGCGGAACGAUAUCUCUUGGAACUUUGAGAAGUUCCUUAUUGGGACUGAUGGCGUUCCAUACAAAAGAUACAGCCGCCGAUUUGAAACCAUUAACAUCCAGGCGGACAUUGAGAAGUUGCUAAAUGAGAAGUCAAAGUAGAAUGAGUAGCAAUGUCUGUGCUGCAAUGUGGCUAAAAAAACACUCCAAUUUUUUAUGCAAUAUAGUGCUAACACAUUGCAAAAAUGUAAUAUUGCUCCGGUCUGACUUUUCUGUUAAACUGACAUUUUUGAGUGCAGCUAUAAUUUGUUAUAUCUAACAUUGCAGCCAGACUUGCUAUAAUUUCUGAAGUUUCACUUCUUCUUGUGCUUCCUGCGCUGGCUUCUGUCACCUCCCCUGACUCUUACUCAUGAUGCCUUUCCUUGAAACGUGUAGAGGAAGGGUUGAUGUACCUUGUAAGUGGUCAGUGGGAGAGCAGUUGGUUUAGUAAGGGUGAGCAGAGAGAGGUUUAUAAUUUACUAAUAAAACUUAUUGUGGGAAAAAAUGCAGUUUUUUAUUUUUUUUUUAUUUUUUUUAGUUGUAUUAACUUGGUAUGGUGGGUCUCCUACAUAUUUGCCUGUAUUCAAAAUAUCCUUGGUGCCAACAUAAACACUCUUCUCCAGUGGGGAGCAAUGCAACGAAUAUACCCCAUGCACCUUAUUUAACACACACUAGAGGAAAUUGUCUGAUUUCAAGAAGGACAAAUCAUUAUGACUGUGCGCUUCUGCAGUCUUCUCUGCAAGUGCUGGAUGGGAAGUGAUCCUCCUGCAAGCCUUUCUCCCAGUGGGGAGAUGUUGCAACAUGUGGGUUUUGUCUGAUUUAGUGUGGUACACAAAUAGAGCAGCAUCUCAGUGUUUGCUAUAGUGUGUGAAUAAUUUAUCAGUCUGGCAUGGUUCACAGAGGGUUUUCUAUUCUGGUUUCUGUGGGGUUCCCCUCCUUAUCUUCAUUUUAUGGCAAAGAGAUCAAAGGGUCGUGAAUUCAAAAGGUAUUAAUCAUGCCAUGAUCUUGUUACAUUUAUUUUAUAAAAUAUUUUACCAGGAAAGAUACAUUGAGAUUUCUCUCGUUUUCAAGUAUGUCCAUACUUUUUUUUUGUUUUUUUUUAAUUGCCUCAGAGCAGUAAAAUUUUGGCUUUAUUUUUAUUUUUUUACGCAAGUGAUAUGGGGGUUUGAUGUUGGUGCUAUACUCUGUAUAAUUUAC